UAUAAGGAUCAGUCAAAUCAGGCAAACCAGAUGGUUCUUCAAAACGACACAGUGAACAGAGCACAACACUGAACAGAGAAUCAGCUCAGAGCCAAAGAAGAAAACAAGAAUGAGCAGCGGCACUGGGCAAGUGGCGUGCGUCACCGGCGCUUCCGGUUACAUUGCUUCCUGGAUCGUCAAAUUUCUUCUCCAUCGUGGUUACACUGUUAAGGCCACUGUUCGCGACCCAAAUGAUCCCAAAAAGAUAAAUCACUUGCUUAAGCUUGAUGGUGCCAAGGAGAGAUUGCAUCUUUGCAAGGCGAAUCUUCUAGAAGAAGGUUCAUUUGACUCUGUCGUUGAAGGUUGUCACGCUGUGUUUCACACUGCUUCUCCCUUUUAUCACGAUGUCAAGGAUCCGCAGGUUGAAUUGUUGGACCCAGCAGUGAAGGGGACUCUCAAUGUUCUGAAAUCGUGCGUGAAAUCGCCAGCGUUGAAACGCGUCGUUUUAACCUCUUCUAUUGCUGCUGUUGCGUACAACGGAAAGCCUCGAACUCCUGAUGUAGUGGUUGACGAAACAUGGUUUUCCGAUCCAGAUUUCUGUAGGGAGUCACAGAUGUGGUAUACACUUUCAAAGACUUUGGCUGAAGAUGCUGCCUGGAAAUUUGUAAAAGAAAACAACAUUGACAUGGUUACAAUUAACCCAGCAAUGGUUGUUGGACCUCUCUUGCAACCAGUCCUUAAUACCAGUGCCGCAUCAAUUUUAAAUGUAGUUAAUGGUGUGCAAUCAUUUCAGAAUGCAUCUUUUGGAUGGGUCAACGUGAAAGAUGUUGCAAAUGCCCAUAUUCUAGCAUAUGAAAAUUCUUCAGCUAAUGGAAGAUAUUGUUUGGUUGAAAGAGUCGCACAUUACUCCGACGUUGUGAAGAUUUUACGUGACUUGUACCCAACAUUGCAACUUCCACAGAAGUGUGCAGAUAAUAAGCCAUAUGUGCCAAUAUAUCAGGUUUCCAAGGAAAAAGCAAAGAGCUUGGGGAUUGAAUUUAUUACUUUGGAAGUGAGCCUCAAGGAGACUGUAGAAAGCUUGAAGGAAAAGAAGUUUAUAAAUUUUAAUUUGUCACCUUAAUGAAGCAAUUUUGAUUUGUGAUAUCUCCCAGAGGAGAAAACGUGGAAACGUCACUCGGCUUCUUAUGCUCAUGCUUAUGAAUAAACUUACAGUAAAAUAAGAUAUAAAUCAAAACUGAUGUUAAGUACUGAAAUAAGCUAUUUUUGAUCAGGUUUGUGCUAGAGACAAUUAAGUUCCAAACACGCAGUAGAGUUAGUAUUACAGAUUGCAUUCUUGUUAUAGUAUGUUACUAGAAGAUGUCUGAUGCAACCAGCUCAUCUAUAUAUUUUUUAUGCUUGUAUAAUUUGUGGCUCAAAUGGAGAAUUCAUAGGUAAGGUCUGAUUGCUAGUUAAAUCUUGUAAAUUGUAUGAACGUGGGAUAUUUUAAAUUUGGUACACACAAUGUGUUUGCAUGUGUGUUGAGCAUAAGAAU
This is a messenger RNA of Vigna radiata var. radiata (mung bean), 1510 nucleotides long. RefSeq names its product cinnamoyl-CoA reductase 1. NCBI's taxonomy places the organism in Eukaryota, Viridiplantae, Streptophyta, Magnoliopsida, Fabales, Fabaceae. The record is from RefSeq and is a predicted model, not a curated record. The transcript has 6 exons. Gene Ontology annotation, molecular function: oxidoreductase activity, acting on the CH-OH group of donors, NAD or NADP as acceptor. Bases 110 to 1099 code for a protein of 329 amino acids.